GAAAUCCUUUAUCUGAAUUAUAAAGGUACAUUGUAGAAUCUUAACAGUAUGGCAAUUCCAUGCAAAUUCAACUUGGUAUCAAACACUUGAGUGAGCACAACUCCAAACCAAAAGUUGUCAAAGGCAGACUCUACACUCAAAGAAUUUAUCCCAAAGAAAACAACCCUUUAAUCACUAAUAUAAAGAGAGCCCUCAUGCCCAAAUCACAAGCUAAACAAAACCCAAAAAAUUAAAACAGAAUGGAUUGGUUCUACCCAAAGAGAAGAGGUCCACAGUGGAAACAAGGGUGGGCAAGCCAAACCUUGACUUCAUUUUCAUCACCACCAUCACCAUUGCUCACAAUUUUUGGCAUUGUUUUUCUCUUGUUGUGGGUAUCUCAGUACACAGGCUACAAGGCUCAGUUGCACACCACAGCACUCAACUUCCAGCUAUUUCUCUUCUUGUUGCCACUUCUAAUGAUUCUCUUCAUAGCUUCUUAUUAUUCUGCUGCUGGUUACGCCUUCCGGCUUUCACGGCUUGAUCAUGGAUCGACAUACCAGACAGCUGCCGGGGGCAUGCCAUGGGGCAUUGCCGGGCUGGUGGUGGUACUUCUGGUUUUGGUCUCUUAUCAGUCUUCAUUUCAUUCAAAGUGGCUUGGAGGAAGUUGAGUUGGUUAAGUAGAACACAAAUUAUAAAGGUAUAUUGAUGUAUUGAGAAUAAAAAAAUGUAAUUAUACAUCUCAUAGAUUGAAGUUUACUAGUGCAA
Molecule: messenger RNA, 744 nt
Organism: Mangifera indica (mango)
Lineage: Eukaryota; Viridiplantae; Streptophyta; Magnoliopsida; Sapindales; Anacardiaceae
Exons: 1
Coding region: 240-647 (135 amino acids)
Source: RefSeq, a predicted model, not a curated record